Messenger RNA from Rhinocladiella mackenziei CBS 650.93, 1971 nucleotides. RefSeq lists its product as uncharacterized. Bases 1 to 1971 code for a protein of 656 amino acids. The transcript has a single exon. NCBI's taxonomy places the organism in Eukaryota, Fungi, Ascomycota, Eurotiomycetes, Chaetothyriales, Herpotrichiellaceae. The record is from RefSeq and is a predicted model, not a curated record.
AUGUCUUCAAAUGCAUCCGCAUAUGUACCGCUGCCGAAGCAAGGAGACUAUAUCAGGUUGCUGGAGUUGGCCCCAGGCGAUCCUGACAACGAGCUGGUGGGGAAGUUCGUGGUCCACGAUCUCUCAAAUGCAAGUCCUCAAUACAUCGCCAUUUCAUAUGUCUGUGGAAACGACGACCGCAGCGUCUACGAUAUUCUUAUAUCCGGCUCCAAGCUCGGAAUAUACAAGAAUGCCGACGAGGUGUUGAGAAGGUUCCGCUCACCAACGGACAUCAGGUAUCUGUGGAUUGACGUCGCGUGCAUCGACCAGGAUGACAGAAUCGAAAAGGCCCGCGAAGUUAGUCUCAUGUACAAAGUGUACCAAAACGCGGCACAGACCAUGAUCUGGAUGGGCCCAGCCGACAGCCACUCGCAAGCUGCGAUUGCCUAUGCGCGAACGCUGGAUGCAGAAGCAUAUCUGCAGGAAUAUAUCCCGGCCUCCAAGUACAGUGCGUACGGCGACUAUUGGGAAAAGAAGUCGUUCAUCCUGGACGUAUUGGCUGACCAUCCGGACAAGGAGUCACUGGUCAAUUCAUGUGCCGAGUUCUUCCUCCGGGCCUGGUUCUCCCGAGUCUGGACCCAACAAGAAGGCGCUCUGAGUUCGACACCUAUAGUGGUGUGUGGCUCUGAGGAGAUCCCCUGGGCCCAGAUUUUCUCCCUGGCGUGGUUGUUCCAGCCCCGAAAAACAAUUUCGUGGCCAGCGUGGUUCCUUCCCGGGAUCGGAUAUGCCAAACUCGAACCCAACAUAGACGCGGUUGUCAGCAUCCACCACUGGAGAGUCCGCCAAAUGAUGCUGGACAAUCACGCCCCAGAGACGUCCGCGAACUCUCUACUGCAAGCCAUGCGCGGUGCGGCAAAGCAGAAUUGCUACGACCCUCGCGACAAGAUAUUUGCCAUGAGCAACAUCGCUUCUGACUUGCUCUUGGACGACUGGGCGCCGGAGCCCGACUACACGACCACCUGGGAAGAAGUGUACACCGACUUUGCCGCCAGAAUGGCGGAGAGGGGUGACAAAGAAGUCCUAGCAUGGUCUGGCGUAUGUCAACAAGGAGCCGAUUCGGGCCUACCAUCCUGGGUUGUGGACUGGAGAUCCGUCAAUUGGAUCCAGUACUGUGGCCACAUAGAAUGGUCGGCGGGGUCCAGAUCCUUCCGCGCCAAAGUCGAGCAGCUGCCGAAGAAGCGUCAGCGGUAUAUCCUGAACUUGCUCAAGCAACAAAAUCAAGUAAGAACAUCACUUCGGUACAGUCUACAAGUCACCGUCGUCAUGCAGGACACUGUUGUCCAUCUCAGCGGCGUGAUCGACGGCUGGGUCCGUUACGACGAUAUCCAGACAGUCCGCGGAAAUGUGCUGGACCGGGACCAACGGCAACGGAGUUUUAUCCAGAAGUCCCCAUUAUCCGCAUACAUUACCUCCGAGCCUGUCACAGACGCGUACAAUGCUACCCUGAUAGCCAAUACCACCAACGACGACAAACUCGCCACGUCUUCCUAUGUCGCCGAUGGUGUAAGCACCUGGCGCAGAUGGCUGUCAGACGGCGCCGACCUCACCAACAUCCCUGCGUUCCAUGACGCGAUCGACAACAUGGACACCUUCGUGCUCAAACAAUUUUGCGUCUCGGCCCGCGGGUACUUCGGUCUGGUACCCCACAUCACCAAGUCGAGCGACGUGAUUGCCAUCGUCAAGGGCCUCGACAUACCUGUCGUUCUGCGCCCCGUGGGAGAGUACUUUAUCCAUCUGGGUGACUGCUACGUGCACGGGAUGAUGGAGUUCCAAGCCGGGACACUAAUUGAAGAGUUCCGCGUCAGGAUUCGAGACGGUAAGCCCGUCUGGAAUCCUGCGGGUGAUGUGAGACGAAAUGGAAAGAACAUGGACGCUGGGGAGUACGUGAGGAUCCUUGACACGCUCGGAGAAAGGAAAGUGUCGCUGAUUUGA